AUGGGAAUUUUAGGCCGUUGCUCUCAGAGGGGCGGCUACCUUUUGUCCUUCCCUAGACGCCAGAUCUCCGUCUUCCUCGGCGUCAUUUCUGGUAACGGGGCAGGCGAGGUGCGAAGCCUGCAGGAUGUGAGCGGCCGCGGCGCUGCGGUUUGCAGCCCUGGAGGAGCGGCGGCCCCGGCGGCUAGCCUGGUUCACUGUAACACAUCCAAAAAGAAAGAAGUCGAAGCUAAGUGUGAUCAGCGCAAGGUUGCUAUGGAGUUGCAGUUUCCAUUUUCAGUUCAAAUGCCCCUUAGCGGGUGUGCAGCCGAAGAAGUGUCUACAAGUGUGGAGGCCCAGUGUGCAGGUGUCUCGGAGGACAAUACCCAUUUGACAACAACCAGUCAAGGGUAUGUUUUACCAGAAGGAAAAAUCAUGCCGAACACAGUCUUUGUUGGUGGAAUUGAUAUAAGGAUGAAUGAAGCAGAAAUUCGAAGUUUCUUUGAAAGAUAUGGUACUGUGAAAGAGGUGAAAGUAAUCACUGACAGAACUGGUGUUUCCAAAGGGUAUGGAUUUGUAUCUUUUGUGGAAAAUGUGGAUGUUCAAAAAAUAGUAGAAUCGCAAAUCAACUUCCAUGGCAAAAAGCUGAAACUGGGGCCAGCGAUUAGAAAGCAACAGAACUUUUGUUCUUAUGUUCAUCCCAAACCGGUAGUCUUCAAUCCUCCUGCACCGCAAUUCCAUACUGUGUGGAGUAACCAAAAUACGGAGACGUACGUGCAGCCUCCAGCUGUAAUGAGCCCAGUAACACAGUAUGUUCAGACAUACCCAUACAGUUCACCAGCUUUAUUGAUACAGCAGCAAGUUCCUGUGGGAUACCAGCCAGCCUACAGCUAUCAGGUUCAACCCCAAUGGGUUGCUGGGGAGCAAAGAAACUAUGUCAUGCCUCCGGUUUAUGCUUCAGUAAGCUAUCACUGCGCAGAGGACCCAGAAUUCAUACAGACAGAAUGUGCUGUUCCAGAGCCUAUGCAGUCAUCUAGUAACUGUCCACAAAAGAAGUCUGUGGACAGGAGUAUACAAACAGUAGUAUCCUGUUUGCUUAAUCCUGAGAACCGUCUGAGGAACACCUUUGUAUCCCAAGAAGACUAUUUUAAGGAGAGGAAGGUGCAUCACUUCAGAAAAGGAAGAGCAGUACUCAAAAGUGUUUGA
Messenger RNA from Indicator indicator, 1182 nucleotides. It is a transcript of the gene DAZL, whose product is annotated as deleted in azoospermia like. Bases 1 to 1182 code for a protein of 393 amino acids. The transcript has 12 exons. Gene Ontology annotation, molecular function: protein binding; mRNA 3'-UTR binding. The record is from RefSeq and is a predicted model, not a curated record. NCBI's taxonomy places the organism in Eukaryota, Metazoa, Chordata, Aves, Piciformes, Indicatoridae.